This is a messenger RNA of Colossoma macropomum (tambaqui), 2051 nucleotides long. It is a transcript of the gene fggy, whose product is annotated as FGGY carbohydrate kinase domain containing. Bases 142 to 1794 code for a protein of 550 amino acids. The record is from RefSeq and is a predicted model, not a curated record. The transcript has 16 exons. Gene Ontology annotation, molecular function: phosphotransferase activity, alcohol group as acceptor; kinase activity. Gene Ontology annotation, biological process: carbohydrate metabolic process. NCBI's taxonomy places the organism in Eukaryota, Metazoa, Chordata, Actinopteri, Characiformes, Serrasalmidae.
GGUCCUUCCGGCUCGCCGUAGUUCAGAGUACACACUCCCAGCUCACUGUGUGGACACUUGUACAGAUUCUAACUCGACUCCUUCAUUCGUGGAGGCGCUGCUAGAUUAACUUCUCAGUCUGUCUGAUAACCAGGCAGUUAAAUGCCAGGCCCUCCAUCUGUAGACUGUUAUUACGUGGGAGUGGACGUGGGCAGUUGCAGCGUGCGGGCGGCCCUGGUGACCCGCGAUGGUUGCGUUAAAGCCACGGCGGAGGAGUCCAUUACAGUGUGGACGCCUGAGCCCGACCAUUACGAACAGUCCUCGGCAGACAUCUGGAGGAAGUGCUGCAGCACAGUGAAGAAAGUGACUGAGGGAGUUGAGAAGGAUCGUGUGCGAGGAAUUGGUUUCGACGCUACUUGUUCACUGGUGGUUUUGGAUCAGAGCUUCCAGCCUGUGGCCGUUAAUAAAGAUGGUGUUAAAGAGAGGAACGUGGUGAUGUGGAUGGAUCACAGAGCGCUGGAUCAGGCCUCUCGCAUCACAGCCACCGGGCACAGCGUCCUGACCAGCGUCGGCGGAGUGAUGUCUCCCGAAAUGCAGCCGCCCAAACUACUGUGGCUGAAAGAGAAUCUCAGGGAAAGCUGCUGGAAGGAAGCUGCGCACUUCUUAGACCUCCCAGACUUCCUGUCUUGGAAAGCUACAGGCUCUCUAGCCAGGUCUUUGUGCACUCUGGUUUGUAAGUGGACCUACUCCCCCCCAGAGGGGUGGAACAGCAAUUUCUGGACCACCAUUGGUCUUGAGGACUUGCUUGAGAACAAUCAUUCCAAAAUUGGAGAGCAGACUUGCUGUCCAGGCAGCCCUGUCGGAGGAGGCCUCACACGAGAAGCAGCUGCAGAUUUGGGUCUGAAUCCAGGAACAGCUGUGGGAGCGUCUCUUAUUGAUGCCCACGCCGGAGGGUUGGGUGUCAUUGGUGCAGAUGUGAGUGGGCACCACCUACCUUGUGAAAACCAGCCGGUCACAUCUCGCGUGGCUCUUAUCUGUGGGACGUCCUCUUGUCACAUGGCCGUGAGCCAGAAGCCUCUGUUUGUUCCAGGUGUGUGGGGGCCUUAUCUGUCUGCCAUGGUUCCAGGCCUUUGGCUCAAUGAAGGCGGACAGAGCGCUACUGGAGGACUGAUUGAUCAUGUGGUGAAGGGACAUGCUGCCUUCCCCCUAUUAAAAGAAGAGGCAGAGAAAAGCGGGCAGCAUGUUCACUCUUUCUUAAAUCGCUACCUGGACGAACUGAGCAAAGACAAAAAGCACCUGGACCUGCUGACCACUGGCCUGCAUGUGUGGCCUGAUUUCCAUGGUAACCGUUCUCCUCUAGCCGACCAGAGCCUGAAGGGCAUGGUUGUCGGGCUGUCCUUGUCUCAAACACUGGACGAUUUGGCACUUCUUUAUCUGGCUACACUGCAAGCUGUCGCUCUCGGGACCAGACACGUUCUGGAUGCGAUGCGAGAGGCAGGACAUGACAUCACCACCCUGUUCCUGUGUGGGGGGCUGAGUAAGAACCCCCUGUUUGUGCAGAUGCACGCUAACGUCACAGGGUUGCCGGUGGUUUUGCCUGCAGAGAGAGAGGCUGUGUUGGUGGGGGCUGCUGUGCUGGGCGCCUGCGCCUCCUGCGACUACAGCUCCAUUCAGGAAGCUAUGGAGAAAAUGGGAAAAGUCGGAAAAGUCAUCCAACCCAACCUGGAGCUGGAGAGCUUCUACAGGAAGAAGUACGCAGUGUUUCUCCGGCUGUAUGUCCACCAGAGAGAGUAUGCAGCCCUUAUGCGUGAUUGACAGCUGGCACAGCUGUCUCCUCUGUGGCGCUCUCAGGAAGUGACAGGGUGCAGUUUGGCCUUGGCGAGUUUCUGUAAAGCACCUCUACAGUUUCCUCUGUGGCCGCCAACUCCGAGAGGUGUUGCUUUAGAUGGACCUGGUUUCCUGCCUGAUGACGCUCAACAGAACAGCACUUGGUUUUUAUGAUGAUGUUUCCCUUUUUGAAAUGGAAAUGAAAUGAACAAUGAAAUGAAAAUGAAAAUAAUACAUGACCCACA